AUGGCGGAGAGGGCGAAAUCUUCCCCCGGCUCUGGCUGGGGCGGAGUCUCCCUCCAGCUGCCCACCUUCUCCUCCUUCCCCGCAACUUCCGCCACACCCACCCCGCAGCCCUCCGCGCAAACCCCCUCGACCGCGCUGGCGGGAAUGGCUUCCGCCUUCCAGUCCUUCGGCUCCGCCUUCCAGUCCUUCGCGGGCACAGUCGCCUCCGCUAUGCCCCCCGUGUCCCCCCAGGGGAAGGCGCAGCCCGGCGGGCGGGGCGCGGGGGGGCACGCGGACGGCGAGCGCGUGCAGGAGUUCCUGCAGGAGCUCUCCGCCAAGUCGCAGCGAGGGGUUGGGGGCGGUGAGGAGGUGUACGACCCGGCGAUGCUGACGGACGACAAGAAGCAGUGGAAGGAGCUGCAAUCCGUGAACAGUGUACGGCUGUCGCUCCCCUUCCCCCUCCCAGUGCGCGCAGCAGCAGGGCGCACUACAAGCGCCCUCCACUCCAGCUCACUCGCCCCUGCCUCACUCCCCAUGCCUCCUCACCACGCCUCUCCUCUCCUCUCCUGCUCUCCCCACCUCCGCCGCUGCUCCCUCCCCCUCUUUAGCCUCUCUUCCACUCGCUCUCUCAUUCUCUCCCCGUGUCCUCACCCUGUCUCCUGUCUCCCUGUCUGCGCCCCCCUCUUCUGUGCAGCACAACCGACUGCUGGGAGCCGACACAUGUAUCGACCAUCUUGUGGUGGUGGGGCUGCACUGCACCCCAACGCGGAUCUCAGUAGCCCCUCAUCCCACCCUCUUUCUCCCCACUCCCUCUCCCCCAUUGUUCCUCCCCCACAGCGCAACCGGUUGUUAGAAGCCGACACAUUAACCGAUCACUUGGUGGUGGUGGGGCUGCAUCCCAAGGCGGACCUCAAGAGAUGCCCUUGCAACAACCCACUCUUCUCCUUUCUCCCCAUGUGUGUGUGUGUGCAGCGCAAUCGCCUAUUGGAAGCGGACACAUUCAUAGACCACUUCGUGGUGGUGGGGCUGCACCCCGAGGCGGACCUCAGCGCCGUGGAGGCGGCCUUCGCCACGCAUAAGCGCGGGCAGCUCAACGGCACCAUCAGUGACGCGCUGCCGCCGCCUGCUGUCAAUCUAGAUGCGCAGGUGAGCUAUGCUGCUGCUGGGUUGCUGGGUGCCGUGGAGGCGGCCUUCGCCACGCACAAGCGCGGGCAGCUCAACGGCACCAUCAGUGACGCGCUGCCGCCACCUGCUGUGAACCUAGAUGCCCAGGUAUGCUGUGCUGCUGGGGUGGUCUGCUGUCAACCACCACAAGCGGGCGGGCAGCUCAACGGGACCGUCAGUGACUCCGUGCCGCCGCCCGCUGUUAACCUAGAUGCCCAGCUGCUGUACAAGUACCCGCCACGAAAGAAGCUUGCUCUCUCGCCCUCCGACCUGCCAGGCUUCUGCUUCCCAAACGGUGUUGAGGCGAGGUGCAUGGAGAAGACACCGUCCAUGAAGGGCUUCCACCAGUCCAUCUACGGCCAGGCCUACCAGACGGCGGACGACAAUGCAUACGUGUUCCUCCUGGCAGUGGACGACAACGCCACGCUGUACGGGGUGUGCAUGGUGGUGCACGAGGUCGUGCAGCGCCCGCCCUCCGUGCUCGCCAUGAACAACGCCCUGCACGGCCCCAAGCCCGCCGGCCUGCCCUCCAAGUACCUUGUGACGGCACCGCGCUGCUACUGCUUCCUGACCCGCCUGCCGUUCUUCGACCUGCACUUUGAGGAGCAACUAGACCACAUGAAGCAGCACAUGCGGAGCAUCAACGCCAGCAGCGCAUGCCAUCUCUCUUCCCACCCGUGCACCACCUCUCGACACCCGUGCACCACCUCUCGACACCCGUCCACCCCUCCCUGCCACCUUUCUCUCCCCACAUCACCCCCCCACCCCUUCCCCAGCAUCCUGGUGCAGGAGCGCCUGGACCACAUGAAGCAGCACAUGCGGCGCAUCAACGCAGGGGGCAUCCAAGCCAUGCGACGGGGGGGCUUUCACAGCGACGACGACGACGAUGACGACGAUGACGAUGACGAUGGCAUGGGCAUGGGCGCGGGUGGGAAGUCAUUUCGAGGCAAGAAGAAGAAGGAGAAGGAUCCGAUGUCGUUCGCUGUGCCGGUUUCCACGCUCGCCCCGGCCCACUCCUUCUCUCGCUCGCCGUCGUCGCGGCGGCUGCAGGGCGUGAUGAAGCUGAAGGGGGAGGCGGAGCAGCAGGUGGGACGGCGGAGCUUUAAGAGCUUAAGGGGCCUGUCGAAUGUGAAGGGGCUGCAGGGGUUUAUUGCCCAGCUGCAGGCGGAGCAGCGUGGGGAGGAGGGGAAGGGGGGUGGGGAGGGGGAGGAGAUGGCGGAAGGGAGGAUUGAGGAGGGCGAGGAGGGAGAAGAGGGGGAGGAGGGGGAGGAGGGGGAGCAGAGCAGUUUUGCGGAGGGGGAGGAGGAGGGGGAGGGUGAGGGGGAGUGGGAAGGCAAGGAGGAAGAGCAGGAUGAGGACGAGGAGAUGGAAGCGGGUAUGGCUGAGGGGAGUGAGGAGGAGGCGGGGGAGGGCGAGCAUGAGGAGCAAGAGGAGGAGGAAGCGGGAGAGGGAGAAGAAGAGGAGGAAGACAAUGACGAUGAGGAGUUUUCUAUGAGGCAGGCAGUGCGGCGGGGCCGGCUAAUGGUGCCGAAGGAGCUGCUGCAAGCACACGAGGAGGAGGCGGGGCGGGCGGGCGCCGGCAGUAUGUGGCGUUCGGAUAGCAUUGGGUAUGGCAUGGGGGACGAUGAGGUGGAUGGGGAACUCAAAGAGCAUGUGCGGGAGUUGCUGGGGGAGCUUGUGGGCGGCGCUGGGGAGGACGAGGAGGAGGAGGGAGAGGGGGAGGAGGGAGAGGAGGGAGGGGAGGGGAACGUGCAUAUGGAGGGGGGUUUUACGUUCAUAGCGGGUGUGCUGAAGCGGAGCUAUCGGGAGCUGGGGCGGGAGUGGGGUGAGGAGGGCUGUGAGGAGGAGAGGCAGGGCGCGGGUGGCAAGGCCGCCAAGAGCCCUAGAGCUCCCAAAAGCCCCAAGAGUGGCAAAAGCCCGAAAAGCCCUAGGAAUGGCAAGAGCCCUAGGAAUGGCAAGAUCCCUAGGGAGAGGAGUGGGUGUGAGGAUGGGGUGGGUGGCAGGGAGGCGGGUGUGGGGGACGAGGGGAAGGUUCGGGCGUCGUCACGGCGGCGCAAGACAGUGUUGUUUGGGGAAGCGGAUUGGGGGGAGGAGGGUGAGAACGAUGCAGAAACGGGGGAGGGAGGAGGGGGGACGGGAAGUGCCGGGGAGGGAGGGGAGGAGGGGUUGGAGGAGAGUGGGACGGUGGGUGGGGGGAGGGGUGGGAGGAGGAAGAAGCUGGAGCGAGUGAUGACUGUAGAGUCUGGGGAGGCGAGGAGGAGGGCGGAGAGGGAGGAGGACAGUGAGGUGGAGAAGAAGGCUCACAGAGAGAGACAGCGCCUGGUGCGGCUGAUGACUGUGGAGAGCGGUGGAAAGGGAUGGGAAGGCGGAGAGAGAGAGGAGGAGGACGAGGAGGAGUGGGGGGAGGAGGAGGAGGACGAAGUGGAGGAGGAAGAGGAGGAGGAGGGUGAGGAGGAGGAAGAGGAGGAGAGGAGGACAGUGGGGCGGCAGGGAAAGAAGCUUGUACGUCUGAUGACAGAGGAGGCAGGGCGAGCAGGGGGGAAGGCGCUGGGUGGCGGGAAGAAACUGGUGAGGCUGAUGACUGAAGAGGCGGGGCGGGCAAAGGGGAGGGGGGGAGGGGAAUUGGAGGAAGGAGAAGAGGAGGGAGAUGAGGGCGAGGAGCAGGUAAGGAACAAGAACACCGGUAGUGGCAGGAAGAAGCUGGUGCGUCUGAUGACAGAGGAGGCAGGGCGAGCAAUGGGGAGGAAGGGAGGUGGGGAAGUGGAUGAAAGUGGGGAGGAGGGAGAGGAGGGCGAGGAGAGCGAGUUGCAGGUGAAGAGCGAGGGGAGGGGCAGUGGCAGGAAGAAGCUGGUACGUCUGAUGACAGAGGAGGCAGGGCGAGCAGGGGGGAUGGAGCGAGGUAGCGGAAAGAAACUGGUUAGGCUGAUGACUGAAGAUGCGGGGCGAGCAGCAGAGAGAGGGGGAGGUGGGGGGUGGGAGGAAGAGGAAGAGGAGGUGGAGGAGGAUGAGGAGGAAGAGGAGCAGGUAAGGAGCGAGGUGGGCAGGAGUGGGAGGAAGAAACUGGUGCGUUUGAUGACAGAGGAGGCAGGACAAGCAAGUAGGAAGGGAGCAGGUGGGGGGAAGAAGCUUGUUCGACUGAUGACUGAAGAAGUGGGGCAAACAGAGGGGAAGGGGGCAGGGGGGAGGAAGAAGUUGGUUCGAUUGAUGACUGAAGAGGUGGGGCAGGCAGGGGGGAAGGGGCCAGGUGGGGGUAAGAAGCUGGUUAGACUUAUGACCGAAGAGAAUGAGGCCUUGGGUACCAUGGGAGAGGACGAGGAGUGGGACGAUGAAGAAAUGGUUACGCUGUGGGAGGGGGAGGAUGAGAGCGAGGAGGAGGAGGAGGAGGAGGAUGAGGAGAGUGGAGAGGAAGGGGACGAAGACAGGCGCAUGGGAGGCCCGAGAGGGUCCUCUUUGAAGCUGCGACGCUCCAUGACUGUAGACGACGAUGAUAACCCGUUAGGCCCGUGCCCUUAUAACGAGUACGACAUGCGUGCUGGCACCGGGGGUAGCAAGGCGGCGAAAGGCGAUGGGGAUGGGGCAGGAGAGGGUGGGGGCCGUUGGGGCAUGGAGCGCAAGGCGUCUCUGAAGCUGGCUCGCAGCCUCACUGAGGACUCGGGGUCGGAUGAGGAACUGCCAGGGUACGAGGGGGAGGGGGACGAGGAGGAGGGGGGCGGGGGGGAGAGUGAGGAGGAGGAUUCGGAGGAGGAGCAGUAUGGGGAUGAGGAGGAGGACGACGACGACGAUGCUUUCUAUCGCGGGCUCGAACAUCACAACGAUGCGCUGCACAAGUGUGCGCAUGCCACACAUCCGCAGGUCCCUCUGUGCGGGCAGGCCAUGCUGUUCCACCCGCUGCCUCACCUGCUGCCGCUCCAAAACCUCCCUUCCCCUUCCCCCUUCCCCCUUCCCCCGCCUCCCCCACAGGAUCAUCACAACGACGCACUUCAAAUCGUGUGCGCGUACCACACCUCUGCAGUCCCUCCGUGCGGCCAGGCCAUGCUCUUCCACCCGCUGCCGCACCUGCUGCCGCUCGGCUUCUCCCGCAGCGAGCUGGAUAUUGACGAGCGCUGCUUCCCCGCCCACGCUGACGACUUGCUCCUCAGAGAGCUCAUGCAUGCUGAGGAGGCCGCUGGGGUCGCGUGCUUCGCCGUUGCUGCUGCGUGUCGUGCUCUCAGCCUCGAUAAUGAGGCUGCUUCUCCCAUGCACGCCGAGGAGGCUGCUUCUCCCAUGCACGCCGAGGAGGCUGCUUCUCCCAUGCACGCCGAGGAGGCUGCUUCUCCGAUGCACGCCGAGGAGGCUGCUUCUCCCAUGCACGCCGAGGAGGCUGCUUCUCCCAUGCACGCCGAGGAGGCUGCUUCUCCCAUGCACGCCGAGGAGGCUGCUUCUCCCAUGCACGCCGAGGAGGCUGCUUCUCCCAUGCACGCCGAGGAGGCUGCUUCUCCCAUGCACGCCGAGGAGGCUGCUUCUCCCAUGCACGCCGAGGAGGCUGCUUCUCCCAUGCACGCCGAGGAGGCUGCUUCUCCCAUGCACGCCGAGGAGGCUGCUGGGGUGGCUUGUUUUGCUGUUGCUGCUGCUUGCCGCUCUCUCAGCCUUGACAAUAUCCUCACAGUGCUAGCAGCAGUGCUGUUGGAGCGACAGAUUAUCCUCACGGUGCUGGCAGCGGUGCUGUUGGAGCGCCAGAUCGUCUUCGUCUGCCCCAACCUGGUGCGUGCAUGCCAUUGCGGCAGCGCCGUUGCUUCCCUCGUCCUGCUCAUGCUGUUGCUGCGCCCCUGCUGCUGCCGCAUCACUCCCGAGCCACUGCUGCUGCCGCUAAACCCAUCCGUCAGCUUUCAGUUCACUGCACCUUUCAAACCACCCAACCCCUUCCCUUGCCCAACUCUUCCCCCCUUGUCCCCAACCCCUCCAUUCCUCCCUUCUUCUCCUCAUCCUCCCUCCCCCAACCCCUCAUCUCCCUCCCCUCCCUCUCCCCCUUUUGCCUGUGCGUCGGUGCAGAGUGUGCUGUCAGCGGUGGUGCUGUCGCUCAUCCCCAUGAUCCGCCCCUUCUCCUGGCAGUCCGUGCUGCUGCCGGUCCGAGACAAGCCACCAUCUCAUUGCUGCCGUGCUGCUUCUUACUCAAUGCCCAUCCCUAUGAUCUUCCGUCCACCCCUCUCGACCUCCAUCCCUAUUCUCCCACCCCAACCCCCUCCGCCACAGAUUCUACCCAGCCAGCUCCUCACAUUCCUCGAUGCGCCCGUGCCUUUCCUUCAGCCUUUCCCUACUCUUCCCUCUUUCUCUCCCUUUUCCCCUCCCUCCCAUCACCCCACUCCCCUCCCCCUUCCCCUCCCCCUCCCCUCUUCGUCCCCCUCCCUAUCACCCUCCCCCUCCCUCUCCCCCCGUGGUGCCAUGCAGGUGGGCAUGCAGUACAAGACAGUGGAGCUCAAGGACCGAGCCAGCAACCUCAUCCGAGUGAACAUUCCCAAGGACAAGGUGAAGGUGCCCACGUACCUGCCGCGCCUACCAGACGAGGUGGACCUGUACAGCCGCCUCGAGCCCUUCCACUCUGCGCUUGCGUCCGUGCCGCACGCUGAAAAGCGCCCCAUGUACCGCACCACUGAGGACCAGGUGGCAGCAGCGGAUGGCUUCCUGCUGACGCUGAGGAGCUACAUCGACACCUUCUGCACCGACGUGCGCAUUCACACCAUCACCAGCGUCAAUCAGGGCGGCCAGCGGGCCGCUUCUAAGCCCGGCGGCGUUCUCAAGGGAGUGGAAGACGUCGCACCGCACCGCCUCUCCUCCACGUUGCCGCAGCGCGUGCCGGAGCUGGUGGACCUGCGGGAGACGAUGGAGGAGGUGGUGCCGGAGCAGCGCGCGCGACUCGCGGCGAUUAAAGCCAAGUACGGCGACAUGGUUCUGGGCGACGUGACCGUUAACAUGGUACCACCCGCUCCAAUUGUCAUCCCUGCAUUGUCACUUACCCCCCUCGCCACCUUUCCGCCCGUCUUCGUCCCUCCUCUGCUCCAUCACUACUUGCUCUCAUCUUUCCCCUCCUCCGUCUUUCCCCUUUCUCCCUCUUUUCCUCCUCUCCCCCCUUUCCCCCACGCUUUUUCCACCAUUUCGCCUCCUCGCCUCUCCCGCUCUUCCCUCCACCGGUGCGCCGUGCGCCAGGGCAUAAAGUUCCGCGGGCUGUCCAUCCCCGAGUGCCAGGCGCAGCUGCCCUCCGCGCUCGACGGCGGCCAGCCGCUGCCCGAGGCGCUGCUCUGGCUGCUGCUCACGGGGGAGGUACCCACGGAGGAGCAGGCGGUGUCGCUGGCUGUGGAGCUUCAGGACAGAGCGAGACUUCCAGACGCGGUGUGUCAGGUGAUAUGGUCCCUCCCACCAUCGCUGCACCCAAUGACUCAACUCUCCAUAGCCGUGCUCGCCCUGCAGCGCACCUCCAAGUUCGCAGCCGCGUACCACCGCGGCACGCACAAGCGGGACCUCUGGCGCUACGCACUAGACGACAGCCUAGAUCUGAUCGCCGCCCUGCCGGAGAUCGCCGCCCGGAUCUACAACCGCAGCUGCAAGGAGGGCGGCGCGCGGCCGGGCGUGCGGACGGCACGGGAGGAUCUGGACUAUGCGGGGAACCUGGCGCACAUGAUGGGAUUCGAUGAUGAGAGGAUGGACGAGCUGCUACGGCUGUACCUCACCAUCCACGCGGACCACGAGGGCGGCAACGUGAGCGCGCAUGCCACCCACCUGGUGGGGUCGGCGUUGUCCGACCCGUUCCUCGCCCUCUCUGCCGGCCUCAAUGGGCUUGCCGGCCCGCUGCACGGGCUGGCCAAUCAGGAGGUGCUGGGGUGGCUACACGCGCUGAGAGCGGAGCUCAGGGAGAGGCCCAGCAAGGAGCACCUGGGGGAGCACGUGAGGGGGGGACUGGCAGCGGGAAGGGUGGUGCCGGGGUAUGGACAUGCGGUGUUGCACCCAGUCUCCCACCCCCACUGCACCAUUGCUGAUGUGCCUUCCUGUUACUCCCCUGCCCUCCCCUCCCCUCCCCUUCCCCAGGAGGUGCUGGGGUGGCUGCACUCGCUGAGGGCGGAAUUGGGGGAGCGACCAAGCAAGGAGCACCUGGGGGAGCACGUGAGGCGGGGGCUGGCAGCGGGAAGGGUGGUGCCGGGGUAUGGGCAUGCUGUGCUGCGCGUGACUGACCCGCGCUACUCGUGUCAACGGGAGUUCGCACGGCAGCACAUGCCGCACGACCCCAUGGUGCAGCUGGUAUCAGACCUGUAUGAGGUGGUGCCGCCCAUUCUGAAGGAGACUGGCAAGGUGCAGAACCCGUGGCCCAACGUGGAUGCUCACAGCGGCGUGUUGCUGCAGCACCUCGGGUUAACCAAUGCCAACUUCUACACGGUGUUGUUCGGCGUCUCUCGAGCCAUGGGCGUGCUCUCUCAGCUGGUGUGGGACCGGGCCUUGGGAUUGCCGUUGGAGCGCCCCAAGAGCAUCACCAUGGACUGGAUUCAGCAACAUGCAGCAGACACGGGUUUUAAGGGCGAAGCUCACACGCACACACAUGCCGCCAAGACGGCAGCAUGA
Messenger RNA from Closterium sp. NIES-65, 8727 nucleotides. The record is from the annotation of a GenBank genome assembly. NCBI's taxonomy places the organism in Eukaryota, Viridiplantae, Streptophyta, Zygnematophyceae, Desmidiales, Closteriaceae.